This is a messenger RNA of Sebastes umbrosus (honeycomb rockfish), 3305 nucleotides long. It is a transcript of the gene gdf5, whose product is annotated as growth differentiation factor 5. Lineage: Eukaryota; Metazoa; Chordata; Actinopteri; Perciformes; Sebastidae. Gene Ontology annotation, molecular function: cytokine activity; growth factor activity. Bases 844 to 2598 code for a protein of 584 amino acids. The transcript has 2 exons. Gene Ontology annotation, biological process: SMAD protein signal transduction; BMP signaling pathway. Gene Ontology annotation, cellular component: extracellular region. The record is from RefSeq and is a predicted model, not a curated record.
ACAAAGUGGAAGCCUAGAAAAACUGCUCACUUCAAAUGACAUAAUGCAAAGUUUUUCUUUUUCUCUUUUUUAACUUUGGUUUGGGGGGCGGGGGGGUUGUGCCAUUUUGUGUUACAGCUCGAGUGAGUCAUUGGUGGAAAGAGGGGAGGAAGAUUUGAGAAGAAAUAUUGCUGUUAAAUGACUUUGGACAGCAUGACAUCACGGGGUAAUUAAAACAACUUUCUGGAAUUCCGUUUCCAAUUCCUGCGCUCAGGUUUGUUGGAGGAUUUUCUUCUCGAGCACCUGCAGGUUGGUGUGUGAGUGAAAUAUUUUCACUGGACGGGGUUCAAACUUUGAAGGGAAAGAGAGAGAGAGAAAAAAAAAGAAACGGAGGCAGCGGCAUUACGCCAUUCUUGCCUCUCUUGGAAAAAAAAAAAGUGGGAUUUAAAGAAGUUUCUUACAAGAUAUCCAGCAGAAUCGCAGCCGUGGAGGGUUUUUAACGCAAGUCCACUUUUUUUUCUUAACCUUUUUCUUGGAUUUUCUGCUCUUCUAUCACACACAGGAUCUCUUUGGCACUAUGGUUCUUACAGAUGACGGAUGGGAGAAUAAAGGUUUACAGGAUUUGUUUCUUCAACUUUUAAAACUCAGUUAUAGUCCACAUCUUUUGCUUUUACAACCUUGCAUAUGUCUAUAGCCACAUAUUGCAGACAGGAGAAGCACUUUUUUUUAUUCAUUUCACACCUCCUGGCAGAGUCAACUCAGAGGAUGAAAAAGACUCGGACCAAACAGGACUAAUUCUGAAACAGACUUGCAGGUUUAAAAUACAAUGACGGCCUGGCAAAAAAAGGCAAAAGGACUUUAAGGAUGAAAGUUGUGAAGCGUCUCUCUCUUCUGCUGAGCUGCUGGACUCUCAUUUACCUGCAUCCCUCGGUCCUCGGUUCACUCAGCCGGAGCAGACCGACCGACCACCACCAGCACCACCACCGGCUUGGAGAGGCAGCGGACAGGCAACCGGUGAGUCCGGCGAGGAUUACGCGGAUCCGCGCUGCAGAACCUCCGUUAAUCAAGGCCGAGGCGACGACUGUUACUAAAGGCAAACUUAAUGCAGUGAACAGUGCACAGCUGCAGCAGCAACAACGAGACAGACCGGUGAGCUUGGGACGCAGAGAGGCUGCAGUGCGCUCCUCCUGGGAUGCUCACAUUGGCGCACAUGCUGCAGCAGGGAAAGGAGUUGUUGGGACUGCGGCUGGAGGUGGAGGUGGAGGCUCACCGGGGAAAAAACUACUGGGCAAGGUUGCUUCUAGAGCGAGGAGCGCAGCCGCUUCUGCACCAGUACCAGUGCGCACCGGGCCUCUCCAAAGGACCGUCCGUGCGCAAAAGCAGCAGCAGCAGCAGCAUCAGAGCGCAGCUCCGGUGGCGCAGCAGCGGGGAUUCAGCAGCAGCAGCAGCAAGGCGGCCCAGAAGAAAGUGAGCGACAGGGAAGAAGCGCAUCAUAAUAAACAGCCGCUGGUUAUUCCUCACGACUACAUGCUCUCGCUUUACUGGUCUCUCUCCAACGGGGACCUGAACAGCAGCAGCGCUCUGCAUGAAGCCGGUCUGGCCAACACCAUCACCAGCUUCGUGGAUAAAGGACAAGAUGAGCGUGGGCCCCAGCUGAGACGGCAGAGGUAUCACUUCAAUGUCAGCUCUCUGGAACGAGACGGGCUCCUGGGGGCCGAACUACGCAUCCUGAGGAAGCGCCUGUCUGACCCCCGCAGGGCCUCAAUGGGAUCCACAGCCGCUGAUGGAGGGGGUGGAGGAAUCUCGUCCCCGUGCCUGAAGCUGUACACCUGCGCUUCAGGUAAACAACAGGCUGUUCUGCUUCAGACGAAGACCAUGGAGGAUCUGCUCGGCGGAGGCGGAUUCGGCAGCAAAUGGGAAGUGUUUGACAUAUGGAAAAUCUUCAAGGGGUUCAAAAACCGGCAGAACCAGCACUCCCAGCAGCUGUGCUUUGAACUGGAGGCCCUGGAGCACAGAGGCAGUCGCCCCGUGGACCUGCGCACUCUAGGGUUCGCCCGACCCGGCAGGACCAACAAGGAAAAGGCAUUCCUCUUGGCGUUUGGCAAAAGCAAGAAACGCGACCUUUUCUACAACGAGAUCAAAGCGCGGUCAGGCCAUGACAACAAAACCGUCUACGAAUACCUGUUCACCCAGCGGCGAAUGCGCCGAGCUCCUGCUGCAAGGGCGGCUAAAAAACCACUGCAGCAGCAGCAGCCGCCGCCACAGACCCUCCCCCAACAUCAAGUGGUGAAGAUGCAGACGAGGCCGCGAUGUCACCGGAGACGACUCCAUGUGAACUUCAAAGAGAUGGGCUGGGACGACUGGAUCAUUGCGCCGCUGGAGUACGAGGCUUUUCACUGCGACGGCGUCUGCGACUUCCCCAUCCGCUCGCACCUGGAGCCAACCAACCACGCCAUCAUACAGACGCUGAUGAACUCAAUGGACCCGGAGUCGACGCCGCCCACCUGCUGCGUCCCGACGCGACUCAGCCCAAUCAGCAUACUCUACAUCGACUCGGCCAAUAACGUCGUCUACAAGCAGUAUGAGGACAUGGUGGUGGAGUCGUGUGGCUGCAGGUAGCAAAGAAAGGUGGGACAAAGAACAAGACAGAGAAAGAAAGAGAGUUCUUGACUCUCACUUUGAGGGAAGAUAGAUAUGUUUGAUCAUACCUAAUAUGGGAAGCAAAACAGCGCUUAUUUCAGCGGAUUGUGACCAAACUCACUGCUAUGCAACAGACAUUAGUCUUCACACUCAAGUGGACUAUCAGACUGCAUACCAAAGACUGUUACACACUGUUAAAGACUAAACAGAGAAAGAUAAACUCAUGGAAGUGAUGCUCUUUAACACCCACUCACUAAAACUUGUGUGUGAUGUUGAUGGCGAUGAGCAAGAUGCAUCCGAGAGAAGCCAAAAACAACCAGAGACACUUUUGGAUUAAAGUUCUGAUCUCAUAUUCAACUUAUUUUUACUGCUUUUGUUUUCCCUCUUCAGAUUUGUAUCUAUGUUCUGAUUGGUGUAAAAAGUUUUCGUGUAACAGAAAAUGCUAUUGAAACAUUAGUGAAUUAUACUCCCAAAUGCCCUUUUUUCAGCACUUAUCUGCCAUUGUGCCUUUGCCCAUUCAGAUGCACAAUGAAGAGUAAUUUGUGUGUCUUAUCCAAGACUUUUGUAUGAAGCAUGUAAAGAAUUUCUGAUAUAUAAAUACAGGCCAGUGAUGAAGUGCUAAUCUGACCUGCUCCAAAUGUGGGAAAGUUGCAUAAACUACUCUUCAAUAAAAAAUGUCUAACUGA